Molecule: messenger RNA, 1671 nt
Organism: Eremomyces bilateralis CBS 781.70
Lineage: Eukaryota; Fungi; Ascomycota; Dothideomycetes; Eremomycetales; Eremomycetaceae
Product: acetyl-CoA synthetase-like protein
Exons: 3
Coding region: 1-1671 (556 amino acids)
Biological process (GO): secondary metabolic process
Molecular function (GO): CoA-ligase activity
Source: RefSeq, a predicted model, not a curated record
AUGCCGUUCAAAUCGACUUUCCCAGAUCUCGAUCUCCCCCAGACCGAUGUCUUGACAUACUUAUUCCCUCCAGGGAGCACUCCCUCGGAAGAUCCUCUCUGGAUUAGUGCGGCAGACACCUCUGAAAAUCUCUCCCCUCGGCAGUUGUUACAAUGGGUGAAGCGCCUGGCAAUUGGGCUAGACAGGCUGGGGAUCAAAGAGAACGAGGCGGUUAUGAUUCACACUCCCAACCAUAUCUUCGUUCCUGUUGCCUAUCUUGGAAUCGUUGGGUCUAGACGAGUGUUCAGUGGUGCUAAUCCUAUCUACACGGUCCAAGAGAUGGCAUAUCAGAUCAAGAACACGCAGACCAAAGUCGUCUUUGCGCACCCCUCUGUCGCAAGCAUAACUGUCGAAGGUGCCGUUCUAGCUGGCCUCCCUCGAGAAAGCGUUUAUCUUUUCUCUCAACGACCGACCGAAUCAUUCGACGGCAUGAAAGACUGGAGAGCUAUUCUCGGAAGCGAGCAAGAAGCAGACGCCUAUCAAUUCCGACCAAUGACCCCGUCCGAAUCCACGACUACGGUCGCUACCGUCAACUAUUCGUCCGGGACCACUGGACUUCCCAAGGGCGUUAUGAUCAGCCAUGCCAAUCUUGUAGCCAACGUGGAGCAGCACUUGAUUAUGAAGUACGCGCACAAGAAGUGGAAGGCACACAAUCAUCCUCCAGAGCGAUGGGUUGGGGCACUUCCCCUUUACCACGCGUAUGGACAGUUGUGGGCCAUGAUGAUGUGCAUCAAGCUCCGUGUCCCGAUCUACGUCAUGGAGAAGUUCGGAUUCGAACCGUACCUUCGUGUGAUUCAGACUCAUCGAAUUACGCAUCUUCAGGCUGCCCCGCCGAUGCUCGUCAUGCUUGCAAAGCGUCCUGAGACGAAGAAAUAUGAUCUCAGUAGCGUGACGGAUUGCAUGUGCGGCGCUGCUCCCCUAUCACGCGAGCUCCAAAAUGAGGUUUCGAAACGGUUCGGCAUCGAGGUUAUUCAAGGUUGGGGGAUGACGGAGGUCACUUGCGGCGCGACGCUCGUGGCUGGUGGUAUCAGCGACAAUUCCGGAAGCGUCGGUCAACUUCACCCGAAUAUAGAAUGCAAGCUUCUUGACGACGACGGGAAGGAGGUGGCAGAAGGCGAGCCUGGUGAGAUCUUCGUCCGAGGACCUAAUAUCUGCUUGGGUUAUUGGCGAAACGAGGAGGCCACAAAGGAGUCCCUGAGCCCGGAUGGAUGGUUCAAGACUGGGGAUGUUGCGAUUGUGAAGAAAGGCUGGUUCUGGAUUGUUGACCGAAAGAAGGAGCUGAUUAAGGUCAACGCCCUCCAAGUUGCACCGGCCGAACUCGAAGCCGCACUCCUAGAGCAUGAUGCCGUCGCCGAUGCGGCUGUUGUUGGCAUUACUUUGCAUGAAGAGGAGUGGCCUCGAGCAUACGUGACUCUCAAAGACGAAUAUAAAGGCAAAUUUACCGAAGAGGAUAUCCAGAAGUGGAUUGCUGGACGUGUUGCAAAGCACAAGGCUCUUGUCGGUGGAGUUGCUUUCAUUGACGAGGUCCCUAAACUUGCGAGCGGGAAGAUUAUGCGGAAGGUCAUGAAGGAAUGGGCGAAGCGUGACGCACCUAUUCUUCAGAAAGAGGGUAAACUCAAGGCGAGGUUGUAG